Triticum aestivum (bread wheat) is the source of this 954-nucleotide messenger RNA. RefSeq names its product myb-like protein I. The record is from RefSeq and is a predicted model, not a curated record. The annotation marks the transcript as partial. The transcript is spliced from 2 exons. Lineage: Eukaryota; Viridiplantae; Streptophyta; Magnoliopsida; Poales; Poaceae.
AACAACAACAACAACAGCAACAACAACAACAGCAACAACAACAACAACAACAACAACAACAACAACAACAACAACAACAACAACAACAACAACAACAACAACAACAACAACAACAACAACAACAACAACAACAACAACAACAACAACAACAACAACAACAACAACAACAACAACAACAACAACAACAACAACAACAACAACAACAACAACAACAACAACAACAACAACAACAACAACAACAACAACAACAACAACAACAACAACAACAACAACAACAACAACAACAACAACAACAACAACAACAACAACAACAACAACAACAACAACAACAACAACAACAACAACAACAACAACAACAACAACAACAACAACAACAACAACAACAACAACAACAACAACAACAACAACAACAACAACAACAACAACAACAACAACAACAACAACAACAACAACAACAACAACAACAACAACAACAACAACAACAACAACAACAACAACAACAACAACAACAACAACAACAACAACAACAACAACAACAACAACAACAACAACAACAACAACAACAACAACAACAACAACAACAACAACAACAACAACAACCAACAACAACAACAACAACAACAACAACAACAACAACAACAACAACAACAACAACAACAACAACAACAACAACAACAACAACAACAACAACAACAACAACAACAACAACAACAACAACAACAACAACAACAACAACAACAACAACAACAACAACAACAACAACAACAACAACAACAACAACAACAACAACAACAACAACAACAACAACAACAACAACAACAACAACAACAACAACAACAACAACAACAACAACAACAACAACAACAACAACAACAACAACAACAACAACAACAACAACAACAACAACAGCAACAACACAACAACAGCAACAACAACAACAACAACAACAACAGC